UCUCUCCCUCAUUCGCCUAGUAGUCCAGAAGCUGAGGCCCCCGGUCAAAUUUACUACUUGCAAGCAUCCUUUUCCCCAUCUCUCUCUCUCUCUCUCUCUCUCUCUCUCUUCCCCCUACAUGCAUCAUCAAGCUUUGAGGAGCUCGCUUUCUACAGUGCUACUCUUUUCACUGCUAAAGCAAAACCCCUGAUGUUGAGUUCUGAUCCGUCCUAACAUCAGAGUUGAAGGAGAAUAUGUGUCUAAAUGUUAUUUGAAGGCAUUAUGGUCAUGAGAGAGGGUGCUGAACAAUGGACUUGUUUGAUCUGAUCUAAGUAUUUCUGUUUUCUGAUGGCCUCGAAAACUGCAGCAAGACCUUCCCCUGAACAGAAGCAGAAAGCUUUUGGUUCUCGCCAAACAGUAGAGGCAAGUGAUAACAGGCAUUUGCCUUCGCUGGUCUCCGAGACAAACAAGCUCAAGCUGGUUACUCCUGAAAAAUUACCAGAAUGUGAACAAACCGCAAUGAAGCCAGUUAUAAGAGAGGCUUUGGAAAGUAAAAAAUCAUCGAAUUCUAAUCAAAAGGGGUCUGCCAAUGCAUCAGCUAAAAACGCUGAUUCAAAUGUUUCAUCACCGAGUGUUGAACAAGCAACCAUAGUGGUAGGCCCUGCACUAAGCGAAACUGGGGCCUCAGUUGAAGUAAUUGUAGAUCAAGAUAAGAAAGCAUCAGAGCAUGGAGGUGUAAAGGAUAGUUCAGUUUCUGCCAAAGUUAGCGGAACCAGUAGCCUAGGCAAAACCAGUGGUGGUGCGAAAAUUAGCGGCCGUAUGGAUUUUGUUGAUAGUGGAAAGAGCAGCAUGUGUAGAGGAAGCACAAGCACUGAUUUGAGCGAUGAGAGCACGUCUAGCAGCUUCAGUUGCAGUAUCAGCAAGCCCCACAAGGCGAACGAUUCAAAAUGGGAAGCCAUCCAAGCUGUCCGAGCAAGUGCAAAAGAUGGGGUCUUGGGUUUGAGCCAUUUCAGGCUUCUGAAGAGGUUGGGCUGUGGUGAUAUCGGAAGUGUCUACCUGGCAGAAUUAAGUGGAACCAAGUGUUAUUUUGCUAUGAAAGUUAUGGACAAAGGAAAUCUAGCAAGUCGAAAGAAGCUUCUUCGUGCUCAGACGGAGAGAGAGAUACUUCAGUCUCUAGACCAUCCCUUUCUUCCUACAUUGUACUCACACUUUGAGACUGACAAGUUUUCAUGUUUGGUGAUGGAGUUCUGCCCAGGAGGAGACUUGCACACUCUUCGGCAGAGGCAGCCUGGGAAGCACUUUACUGAGCAGGCAGUGAAAUUUUAUGUUGCAGAGGUCCUCCUAGCUAUGGAAUAUCUCCACAUGCUUGGUAUUGUCUAUCGUGACCUUAAGCCUGAAAACGUUCUUGUGAGGGAAGACGGACACAUAAUGCUCUCAGACUUCGACCUUUCACUUCGUUGUAUCGUUAGCCCUACUCUUGUCAAGAGCUCUUCCCUAGAAUCUGAGCCACUUCGAAAGGAUCCCGUUUAUUGUGCCCAGCCAGCUUGCAUUGAGCCUCCUUCCUGCAUCCAGCCCUCUUGUGUAGUUCCCACUACAUGCUUCUCUCCCCGCCUCUUUUCUAGUAAAUCCAAGAAAGAUCGCAAACCCAAAAACGAAAUCGGCAACCAAGUCACCCCAUUGCCUGAGCUCAUAGCUGAGCCAACCAGUGCCCGCUCCAUGUCAUUUGUCGGGACCCACGAGUACUUGGCUCCUGAGAUCAUCAAAGGCGAGGGUCAUGGGAGUGCUGUGGAUUGGUGGACUUUCGGGAUCUUUCUAUAUGAACUCUUGUUUGGUAAAACUCCUUUCAAGGGAUCAGGGAAUCGAGCCACAUUGUUCAAUGUGGUGGGACAGCCUCUUCGGUUUCCAGAAUCACCGAUGGUAAGUUUUUCUGCAAGGGAUCUGAUUAGAGGACUGCUGGUUAAGGAACCGCAGCACAGAUUGGCUUAUAAAAGGGGUGCCACAGAGAUUAAGCAACACCCAUUCUUUGAAGGCGUGAAUUGGGCAUUGAUACGAUGUGCUACCCCGCCUGACAUUCCAAAGCCAGUUGAUUUCGAGCGAAUACCAGCCCCACCAGUACCAACGAGUGAGAAGAAUGCUACGGUUGCACCACCAGCUCCUGAUCAGAAGGGUUCCACUAAUUAUUUGGAGUUCGAUUUCUUCUAGAUAUAGUAGCAUAGAUUGGGAUUUGCUUUUACUUUUAAGGGGGAACAAUGUUUUGGAUGGUGAGAAUGUAUGUUUGCUGCUUGUAGCUAACAGUUUUCCAAUCUGUAUUGCUUAUGAUUGCAUGAACUACCACAAUUUCAGCUCACUGGCUUCAGGAAUGUGGAGAAAAUACAGUCAUGAAAACCGGAAGCUUAUGGCUUCAAGCUGCACUACUCCAUUCAUGGAAAAUAGAUGUAGAGUGACGAAGACUAGCCGAUCAAUGGCCAUAUUCACCCAAUAGAAUCUGUUUUAGGGUAUGUUUUCAUUUGAAAGAUGUAGCACCAAAACGACAAUGUAGCCCUUGUGUUCGCAACGUACAAAUGUAUGUCAUCUUUAUGUGCUGCUACCAUUGUGACCA
Rhododendron vialii is the source of this 2578-nucleotide messenger RNA. RefSeq names its product serine/threonine-protein kinase D6PK-like. The coding region runs from base 328 to 2181 and encodes 617 amino acids. NCBI's taxonomy places the organism in Eukaryota, Viridiplantae, Streptophyta, Magnoliopsida, Ericales, Ericaceae. Gene Ontology annotation, biological process: protein phosphorylation. The record is from RefSeq and is a predicted model, not a curated record. Gene Ontology annotation, cellular component: plasma membrane; nucleus; cytoplasm. Gene Ontology annotation, molecular function: protein serine/threonine kinase activity; ATP binding. The transcript is spliced from 3 exons.